AGGCAGCAGCAGUAGUCAUAAGCUCAUGAAGAUCCCAUCCUGUGUGAAGUUGCUUACAUUUAACUAUAUAUAUCUCUACAAACUAAAAAAUAAUGGAUAACAGGUGUCAUUGUUCAGCCAACAGUGACAGGCUUUCAAAUCCUAUCCUCUACAACAUCCUGAGCCAAAUGGAUAACAGCAAACCAAGCCACAACAGCUUCAACUACAAUUCAGUACCUCAUAGAUGCAACUGUGACCUGCGACGAACAGUGUGCUUGAAAAGACCAUCAGAGAUUUGCAAAGAAGCCUCAGCAGUUCUGGUUAAAACCAUCCAUUUCAUGAAGAACUUGCCUGCUUUUAAUCAGCUGCCACUGAGUGACCAGUUGUCACUUCUCAAAAGCUGCUGGGCACCACUCUUCAUUUUGGGUCUGGCCCAAGAGCACGUGGUCUUUGAGGUGACGGACACCCCUGCUGACAGCAUGCUGAAAAAGAUUCUCCUAAACCAUCAGGAGAGCCCAGAGAUGGAGAGGGAGCAGCCCACUAUGGCCGGUGUCAGCAAACUCAAGUCCUGCCUCAGAAAGUUUUGGAAUUUGGAUUUGAGUCCAAAGGAGUAUGCAUACCUCAAAGGGACCACAAUAUUUAACCCAGACGUCCCAGACUUAAAGGCAGUUCUGUUUGUGGAAGGCUUGCAACAGGAAGCCCAGCACGCCCUCAGCGAGGUGGUCAAGCUCCUUCACCCAGGGGAGCAGGAGGAGCGCUUUGCUCGAAUCCUUCUCACUGCCUCAAUGCUGCAGAGCAUCACACCCAGCCUCAUCUCUGAACUCUUCUUCCGGCCAGUGAUAGGCCAGGCUGAUCUGCUGGAGCUGCUGGUGGACAUGCUCUUCUGCAGAUAGACAGAAGAGGGAAUGUGGACUUCAAGUAACUGUCCUGGAGAAAGUUGAAUCCUGUCUUUACGAGUUGUGAUGGAGAACUUUUUGUUGAACAACCGAAGCAAUGUUUCCUCCUGAGAUUAAGAAAUGCCUGACAGUGGACUCACAAUAGUGAACAAACACUAUGUGAAUGGUAAACAUACAACUAUGAAUGACUUAUAUUUGAAGUGAAAAGAUUUGACUUUCCACACAAAGACAGACCGUGCUCACUGUUAAUAUUCUGUAUGUCAUGUUGAGGAUCUUCUCUGUUCGUUUUAGUAUUGUAAAUAAGUAACAUUACAACAUUACAAAUAAAUAUAUUUUUGUACACGAACGUAA
This is a messenger RNA of Micropterus salmoides (largemouth bass), 1226 nucleotides long. RefSeq names its product nuclear receptor subfamily 0, group B, member 2a (gene nr0b2a). NCBI's taxonomy places the organism in Eukaryota, Metazoa, Chordata, Actinopteri, Centrarchiformes, Centrarchidae. The coding region runs from base 93 to 872 and encodes 259 amino acids. Gene Ontology annotation, biological process: negative regulation of transcription by RNA polymerase II; circadian rhythm. Gene Ontology annotation, molecular function: transcription factor binding; transcription corepressor activity. The record is from RefSeq and is a predicted model, not a curated record. Gene Ontology annotation, cellular component: nucleus; cytoplasm. The transcript has 2 exons.